GCCUCCGCUGCUUCAGGAUGGUGCCACCCUGCUCCCGGACUGCCCUGCACUUCUUCGCCCUGGCGGUCGCUCUCUGUCUGAGUGCGGUGUCAGCAGGCAUGGACGGCGAGAGAGACGCUUGGGAGAAGCCCGGCUGCCACAGAGUUGGGCACACGCGGAAGAUCAGCAUCCCGGACUGCAUCGAGUUCCCCAUCACGACGAACGCGUGCCGCGGCUUCUGCGAGUCGUGGUCCGUGCCGUCGGCGCUCAACACGCUGCGCGUCAACCCACACCAGGCCAUCACCAGCAUCGGGCAGUGCUGCAACAUCAUGGAGACGGAAGACGUGGAGGUCCGUGUGAUGUGUCUCGACGGGCCCCGAGAUUUGGUGUUCAAGUCGGCAAAGAGCUGCCAAUGCUACCACUGCAAGAAGGAUUAAUGACGUAGGCUCUCCCGCAUCGCUACCAGCGGUUCUUGACGUCUCCCAGUCACCAGGAUCCACAGUUACUCCCAGCUGGCGACUGAUUUAAUUGCGUCAAUAGUUACUAAAUUUAUUCCUCAAGACGACAUUAGUUCAACGAUAGUUUAUAAAGCAGAAAGAUUUUAGUGGUUGCUGUAACCAUUAUUUCAGUUAAAUUCUGUUCACUAUUGUUAUAUCGUAAAUUAACUUCGAUAGGACUGUUUAUAAUCUUCUCACGUCAUCAUUUUCAAUUAAUCUGUCUGAGUGUAAUAGUAGACUGUUACACAAUUAAGACUUAGUAAACCAUAAUAAUACAUAGUACAGUGCCAUUCUGUAGAAAUUACUUAUUCUCUAUUCUGAAGACGACCUUUUUGCUCUAACAUGACUUGGAGGCGUCAAGAAAAUUUUUGCGUGUUGUAUUAUUUCCGUAGAAUAGCUCCAACUGAACUUCCAGUGAAUCAUAUAAUGUAAUACCACGUAACAAUUAGAACUAACGUAGCUUUGCAAUGCCUCAUUAUUUUAACUUCUCAGGGAUUGUGUUCCAAUGUAACAGAACACUGUAUCUUAAUUUAAGUAUGCUUGAGAUCUAAUAAAAUGUGCAAUGAUGCAGAUUUUUGUCUUCUCAACAAAAGAUGAAACGAUACUGUGUCUAAUAUUUUUCUGUUCCCAUGAAUUUAUCUCCUUUCUAACACAUCGCCAUAUCUUGGUGCCAGUUUCCCCUUGACACCACGGAACGGUACUGAGGAGUAACAACACUUCGUCUCUUCAGACAAAGAUUGUAUUAUUUAAGCCUUGUACCAAAUGUUAUUUCUCAUCUAUAAUCUCGAGCGCUCGAGUACAAGGUUAUGCAAUAUAUCUAUCUGAUUAA
This is a messenger RNA of Schistocerca americana (American grasshopper), 1305 nucleotides long. RefSeq names its product thyrostimulin alpha-2 subunit (gene Gpa2). The transcript has 3 exons. Gene Ontology annotation, biological process: cell surface receptor signaling pathway. Bases 18 to 416 code for a protein of 132 amino acids. Gene Ontology annotation, molecular function: hormone receptor binding. Lineage: Eukaryota; Metazoa; Arthropoda; Insecta; Orthoptera; Acrididae. The record is from RefSeq and is a predicted model, not a curated record.